AUGGAACUUCCUGGACCGUCGUCAUCGUCAAGUAAUUUUUCCGCGAUCGCUCGACGUCUUCUUCUCACUCGGCGAAAUAAUGAAUGCCCAGAAACGCCUGUUCUCCUCCUACCUGUUUCUGGAACAAAAUUACCGGUUCAAAACACUACUGUUUCCUUACCACAACUAGUUGAGGACAGCAAACCACCAACUCAAGAGCCGAACCGUAGUUUACCAGAAGAGGUUCAAGAUGUAAAACCAUCAGUGGACGACAUUGAAUACGAGUGGUCGGAUUCGGAGUGCAGCAGCGAACUUGAUGAGUUUAUGGAGCAACUUGCACGUGCUCGAGAAAACCAGCCUAUCGAAUGUUACGCAGGGAUUUGCGGCCGCAUCCACAGCUUACGAAAGGAAAGAUUCAUGGCUCUCCACGCUGGAAACGCUGAUGUUCCAGUACUAGGAAGAAGAUCCAAAAUUGUGAUCAGACGAGUGCGACAGUUCUUUGAGGAGUUCAAAAAAAUCCUGGGAGACGAAUGCGAAGGAACUAUCUUUAGUUCGACAGUGGAGCUGACAGCUUGGGCAUGUGGUAUUACACCGGAUACUGUGACGAGGAUAGGAGUAAAAGAAGAUUUUGUGCAUGAACUCUUUCCUCGUACGAAGAAGAAGAAGACGUGCUUCAGUUUCGCAAAAGAGAAGGAAAUAACGAUAAAGAAAUAUGAGGAUGAAUGGGGUGAGGUCAUUCGCGAUUUUAUUAGGCACAAAAUGUCAAAGGAUAAGGAUAUGACGUCCAAUCGUCUACACGCGGAGCUUUGUCGUGAGUACAGUCAUUUUCCAAUUGCUAGAGGAACUUUGUACACCUUUUUGAAUGCAAUGGGCGUUAAGUUUCAUAGAGUGAAUGGAAGACGCAUGAUGAGUAUUUAA
Molecule: messenger RNA, 897 nt
Organism: Necator americanus (New World hookworm)
Lineage: Eukaryota; Metazoa; Nematoda; Chromadorea; Rhabditida; Ancylostomatidae
Exons: 8
Coding region: 1-897 (298 amino acids)
Source: RefSeq, a predicted model, not a curated record